UCUAUAAAACGACACAUGAUAAAUAUUAUUAAAAAAAAUCAUGAGUUAGAUUUUUCAGGCUGCGUGUAAUGUGAGAUUCGAUAAUAGUCCUUACUUCUGUCGGGUGUCAUCCCGCUUAGGUAUGAAGUUCUUGAUUAAAUCCUGAGCAAUGGCAGACACGGAUCCCGCUGGACCGGCUGUAUCGAACAAACGUUCGGACAAAAAGGCUUCUGCUCCAAACCAGGACGGUUUGGCGACAGACUUAAAGCUAGAAAUCCCGGAGACGUCUUCGAAAACAGCCCUUACUACCCCAGACGACUCAAAAGAUAAAAAGAAAGACAAAGGAAAAAAAGGUAAAAAAGAAAUAGCGUCUCCUAAAACUGAUCCGCCCGUCGAAGAAAAAGAAGAAGUUAAAGAAGAACCGGCCCCCACCGCUAAAGGUAAAAGAGGCAAGAUAAAAGAAGAAGCACCUAAAGAGCCAGCUGAAAAAUCUAAAAAAGGGGUAAAAGAACAACCCGAGGAAGACGGAAAACAAUCUAGGAAACCAAAAAGAGGUGGAAAGGGGAAGGCAGAACAACGUGCAGAAUCAGACGAACAAUUGGUGAUAACAUCGAGUGCAGUUUCAGAAGCGUCGCAGCCGGCCACCACAGAAGAGUUCAAACCAGAAUUAGAGCGGGAAAAGUCAAAAGAUACAAAAACUGGCGAGACCGCCCAAGAUGCUCUUUCUAUAAAAAAAGAGCAGUCCCGAAGCAAAGAAGGGAGCAAAACCCCCAAAUCGCUUAAAGCAGAUAGUAAAAAACCUGAAGAUAAAGCAGCAACUAAAUCUGUAGAAAAAUCAGUAGAAAAAUCUACAGAAAAAUCUGUUGAAAAAGUAGGAGACAAACGGUCGGAAAAAUCUGUAGAAAAAGUAGCAGACAAACAGUCAGAAAAAUCUGUUGAAAAACAGGUUGAAAAACGUGCUGAUAAAUCUGCAGAAAGACAAGUGGACAAACGUUCGGAAAAAUCUGUAGACAGGCAAUCAGAAAAACAGGCGGAUAAAUCUGUAGAAAGGCAAUUAGAAAAACGAGCAGAUAAAUCUGCAGAAAGGCAAUCAGAAAAACGAGCAGAUAAAUCAGUAGAAAGGUUACCAGACAAACGGGUAGAAAAGUCUGUAGAAAUACAGGCAGAAAAAUCUGAAACCGAACCGGUAGGAGAGGGAGAACCGCUAAUGGCAACCGAAUCGCAGUUGUCUGUUCUGAAAAGAUUACGGGAAACUGGCGACAGAGCGAGGGCUGCAGGCGUCGAAGUUGAUCAACUCCGUAGAGAAAUUGCCAUUUUUGCAAAAAAACCAUAUGCAUCCAAAGAAGAUAUCAAUCUCAUCAAGGCCAAGCAGGCCCUGCUCAUGCAGAAAAUGGACGAGUUCGUACAAAUUACAAAAGAUAUGGAAAAUAUGAUGGGCCUUAAAGCCGUGAGCAGCAGACAAUUGGGACCGCCAGGGCAAGUCAAGUUCAGAAGGAUCAACGAAGCCGACCUACCGAAAGUUAUCGUUUGUAAAACGGGGAACCAGGAAAUACCCCAAAUAGUAAUUUGUGAACCUGCCUCCAAAGGUUUCCGGGUUGAUAACACGUCGCAAAGCAAAAAACAGAGGUAACUGGACGUCAAAUUCGAAAUCUCAAUAAAAAGUUUAAGAAAAUAUAA
Cimex lectularius (bed bug) is the source of this 1656-nucleotide messenger RNA. Its product is annotated as cilia- and flagella-associated protein 251-like. The record is from RefSeq and is a predicted model, not a curated record. The transcript has a single exon. Bases 149 to 1609 code for a protein of 486 amino acids. Lineage: Eukaryota; Metazoa; Arthropoda; Insecta; Hemiptera; Cimicidae.